CGUAACGACCUUGAACUCCUUUCACAUUGUAUACUAUCUUGUCUUCAACAACAUUUCUAGUUCUGCUCGAAUCGUUCUUGUGUUUAUUCGUCGCACAAUAAUACAUAUAUUUUUAGUCUCACAAUGCCGCUCACUUUAUAUUCCGUAUCUGACGGCCCCCCGUCGCUGGCAGUCCGACAGUGCCUCAAAGCCCUCAAUGUGGACUACAAACUGAUAAAUGUUGACUUUGGAUUAGGGGAACACAUGACCGAGGACUACGCGAAAAAAAACCCCCAAAAAGAAAUUCCAGUGCUAGAUGACGACGGAUUUUUUCUCGGAGAAAGCAACGCCAUUCUUCAAUAUUUGGCAGACAAAUAUGGUCAAGACGAUAAACUCUACCCCAAAGACUUGAAAACCCGAGCUGUCGUCAACCACAGACUCUGCUUCAACCUCUCCACGUACUACCGCUACAUUUCCGAGCACGUCAUGGCCCCCAUUUUUUUCGACUACGCUCGAACCCCCCUAUCUUUGAAAAAAGUCCACAUCGCUUUGGACAACUUCAACACGUACUUGCAACGACUGGGAAAAAAAUACGCAGCUUCAGAUAACGUAACCAUCGCCGACUUCCAACUAGUCACCGCUACCAUGUGCCUCCAAGCCAUAAAUUUCGACUUCUCGUCGUACCCUCUGGUCGCCAAAUGGUACGCCACCUACAAGUCCGAAAACCCGGACUUGUGGUCCAUCGUGGAAGGCGGCAUGAAGGAAAUCAGCGACUUUGAGAAGAACCCGCCGGACUUGAGCCACAUGACCCACCCCAUCCACCCCGUUCGAAGACAGUAAUUCGUUUUGUAUUUUCUUGGUUUAGGAAAAUAAACAUUACAUCACGUUUA
Zophobas morio is the source of this 869-nucleotide messenger RNA. It is a transcript of the gene gfzf, whose product is annotated as GST-containing FLYWCH zinc-finger protein. The record is from RefSeq and is a predicted model, not a curated record. The transcript is spliced from 6 exons. Gene Ontology annotation, biological process: glutathione metabolic process. Lineage: Eukaryota; Metazoa; Arthropoda; Insecta; Coleoptera; Tenebrionidae. Gene Ontology annotation, molecular function: glutathione transferase activity. Bases 124 to 819 code for a protein of 231 amino acids.